Molecule: messenger RNA, 4020 nt
Organism: Vigna umbellata (rice bean)
Lineage: Eukaryota; Viridiplantae; Streptophyta; Magnoliopsida; Fabales; Fabaceae
Source: RefSeq, a predicted model, not a curated record
AUGAGGUUGCUUGCACCGUGCAUUCAUCAUGCAGUUAAAACAAUAUCGGAUGACCUUUUUCUGAUUAUUCUACUUGUAGUCUUUGGCUCUGUUUUGCUACCUUUGUCAGUUCUCGCUUUCAUAAAACUUAAUCCUUCCUUGCGGAAGCAGCCACCUUCAACAAAGGUGGCUCCCUCUGUGAGCACUAACCUCCCAUCUCACUUGGGUCACAGUCUUGUCAAGGCAGCUUUGAAUGUCGGUGAUUUAAGGCGUGCCCAACAACUGUUUGAUAAUAUUCCUCAACCAGACCCCACCACUUGUUAUACAUUAAUUUCAGCUCUCACUACUUAUGGAUUUCCACAUGAGGCUUUAAGGCUCUAUGCUUCGCUUCGGGAACGUAAGAUCAAACCCCAGAACUCUGUGUUUCUGGCUGUUGCCAAGGCCUCUGGUGCCUCUGGUGAUCUCUUGAGAGUCAAGGAGAUUCAUGAUGAUUCCAUUCGAUGUGGGAUGAUUUCUGAUGUUUUCUUAGGAAAUGCAUUGAUUCAUGCCUAUGGGAAGUGUAGAUGCACUGAAGGUGCAAGACGGGUUUUUGAUGAUUUGGUUGUGAAAGAUGUGGUUUCUUGGACCUCCAUGUCUUCAUGCUAUGUCAAUUGUGGAUUGCCCAGACAAGGCCUAGCUGUUUUUCGCGAGAUGGGACGGAAUGGGGUGAAGCCUAAUUCAGUGACAGUGUCUAGCAUUUUGCCUGCGUGCUCGGAAUUGAAAGAUCUGAAGUCUGGAAGGGCUAUUCAUGGAUAUGCAAUGAGACAUGGGAUGAUGGAAAAUGUGUAUGUCUGCAGUGCUCUUGUGAGCAUGUAUGCUAGAUGUUUGAGUGUUAAACCGGCUAGACUAGUUUUUGAUUUGAUGCCUCAUCGAGAUGUUGUGUCUUGGAAUGGACUUUUAUCGGCAUACUUCACAAACAAAGAAUAUGAGAAGGGUCUUGCCCUGUUUUCCCAAAUGAGGAGCAAAGGAGUCAAAGCAGAUGAAGCUACAUGGAAUGCUGUUAUUGGGGGUUGCAUGGAAAACGGGAAAAUAGAGGAGGCAGUGGAGAUGCUUAGGAAGAUGCAAAACAUGGGAUUUAAACCUAAUCAAAUUACAAUUAGUAGUUUUUUACCGGCUUGCUCUUUUUUAGAAAGCUUGAGGAUGGGCAGGGAGGUACAUUGCUAUGUCGUUAGGCAUUGGUUAAUUUGGGACUUGACAACCAUGACUGCGGUGGUAUACAUGUAUGCUAAAUGUGGUGACUUGAAUCUUUCAAGGAAUGUGUUUGAUAUGAUGCACAGAAAAGAUGUUGUUGCUUGGAACACGAUGAUAAUUGCUAAUACAAUGCAUGGAAAUGGAAAAGAAGUACUUAUGCUGUUCGAGAGCAUGCUUCAGUCAGGGAUGAAGCCCAAUUCUGUUACUUUUACUGGUGUUCUGUCUGGUUGUAGCCACUCAAGGUUGGUAGAGGAAGGACUCCAGAUCUUUAAUUCAAUGGGUAGGGAUCAUCAAGUCGAACCUGAUGCUAAUCACUAUGCAUGCAUGGUUGAUGUCUUCAGCCGUGCUGGUCGGCUUGGUGAGGCGUACGAGUUCAUACAGGGAAUGCCUAUGGAGCCAACUGCCAGUGCUUGGGGAGCACUUCUUGGUGCUUGUAGAGUUUAUAAGAAUGUGGAAUUGGCAAAAAUUUCAGCCAAUAAAUUAUUUGAGAUUGAACCCAACAACCCUGGAAAUUAUGUUUUAUUAUUCAACAUCCUUGUCACAGCCAAAUUGUGGAGUGAAGCUUCAAAAGCGAGAAUAUUGAUGAAAGAGAGAGGAGUUACAAAAACUCCAGGCUGUAGUUGGCUUCAAGUGGGAAAUAGAGUUUACACUUUUGUUGUUGGAGACAAAAAUAACAUGGAGAGUGAUAAAAUCUAUGACUUUUUGAAUGAGUUAGAUGAGAAAAUGAAAUUGGCCGGAUAUAAGCCUGACACUGAUUAUGUUCUACAAGAUGUUGACCAAGAGGAAAAAGCUGCUAGUCUUUGUAGCCAUAGUGAGAGGCUCGCUGUUGCAUUUGGGAUUCUUAAUUUGAAUGGACAGUCAUCUCUACGGGUUUUCAAGAAUUUGAGAAUUUGUGGUGACUGUCACAAUGUCAUUAAGUACAUUUCUAAAAUUGUUGGCGUGACAAUCAUCGUUAGAGACUCCUUGAGGUUUCAUCAUUUCAGAAAUGGAAAUUGUUCUUGUCAAGACUUGUGGGUUCAACAGCGGUUAGGUCAGCCAUUAUGCCCAUGUCAGAUUCUUAGCAAAAAAUCAAAUUCCUCUCAAGAAAAUGCUUCGAUGAGGUUGCUUGCACCGUGCAUUCAUCAUGCAGUUAAAACAAUAUCGGAAGACCUUUUUCUGAUUAUUCUACAGCCCGUAAAAAANGUGUCUUGGAAUGGACUUUUAUCGGCAUACUUCACAAACAAAGAAUAUGAGAAGGGUCUUGCCCUGUUUUCCCAAAUGAGGAGCAAAGGAGUCAAAGCAGAUGAAGCUACAUGGAAUGCUGUUAUUGGGGGUUGCAUGGAAAACGGGAACAUAGAGGAGGCAGUGGAGAUGCUUAGGAAGAUGCAAAACAUGGGAUUUAAACCUAAUCAAAUUACAAUUAGUAGUUUUUUACCGGCUUGCUCUUUUUUAGAAAGCUUGAGGAUGGGCAGGGAGGUACAUUGCUAUGUCGUUAGGCAUUGGUUAAUUUGGGACUUGACAACCAUGACUGCGGUGGUAUACAUGUAUGCUAAAUGUGGUGACUUGAAUCUUUCAAGGAAUGUGUUUGAUAUGAUGCACAGAAAAGAUGUUGUUGCUUGGAACACGAUGAUAAUUGCUAAUACAAUGCAUGGAAAUGGAAAAGAAGUACUUAUGCUGUUCGAGAGCAUGCUUCAGUCAGGGAUGAAGCCCAAUUCUGUUACUUUUACUGGUGUUCUGUCUGGUUGUAGCCACUCAAGGUUGGUAGAGGAAGGACUCCAGAUCUUUAAUUCAAUGGGUAGGGAUCAUCAAGUCGAACCUGAUGCUAAUCACUAUGCAUGCAUGGUUGAUGUCUUCAGCCGUGCUGGUCGGCUUGGUGAGGCGUACGAGUUCAUACAGGGAAUGCCUAUGGAGCCAACUGCCAGUGCUUGGGGAGCACUUCUUGGUGCUUGUAGAGUUUAUAAGAAUGUGGAAUUGGCAAAAAUUUCAGCCAAUAAAUUAUUUGAGAUUGAACCCAACAACCCUGGAAAUUAUGUUUUAUUAUUCAACAUCCUUGUCACAGCCAAAUUGUGGAGUGAAGCUUCAAAAGCGAGAAUAUUGAUGAAAGAGAGAGGAGUUACAAAAACUCCAGGCUGUAGUUGGCUUCAAGUGGGAAAUAGAGUUUACACUUUUGUUGUUGGAGACAAAAAUAACAUGGAGAGUGAUAAAAUCUAUGACUUUUUGAAUGAGUUAGAUGAGAAAAUGAAAUUGGCCGGAUAUAAGCCUGACACUGAUUAUGUUCUGCAAGAUGUUGACCAAGAGGAAAAAGCUGCUAGUCUUUGUAGCCAUAGUGAGAGGCUCGCUGUUGCAUUUGGGAUUCUUAAUUUGAAUGGACAGUCAUCUCUACGGGUUUUCAAGAAUUUGAGAAUUUGUGGUGACUGUCACAAUGUCAUUAAGUACAUUUCUAAAAUUGUUGGCGUGACAAUCAUCGUUAGAGACUCCUUGAGGUUUCAUCAUUUCAGAAAUGGAAAUUGUUCUUGUCAAGACUUGUGGUGAUUAUUUGAAUCAGGCUGUUGUUCUUCUAAGAACUUGUUGGAUAUGAUCUUUAAAUUCUUUUAGGUUCAACAGCGGUUAGGUCAGCCAUUAUGCCCAUGUCAGAUUCUUAGCAAAAAAUCAAAUUCCUCUCAAGAAAAUGCUUCGAUGAGGUUGCUUGCACCGUGCAUUCAUCAUGCAGUUAAAACAAUAUCGGAUGACCUUUUUCUGAUUAUUCUACGUAUUUUGUGAUAAAAUAUGCUUCAGUUAUAUAUGGAUAGAAUCGAAUAGACUGAAUGAAUAUAAGUUGAUUACUUGUUGAAA